GCUUUUUUGGGGGGUGGUUGAAGAAGACGUCGGUGGCGGCCGUCUGUGUGACAGAAGUCAAAGCGGUCCUUUCUUUCUCAAGCCUUCGAGUAUUGUUAAACUGCUCAGUAAUUAAUGUAUCUCCAUUGAAGGACUCAAGUCUGAUUAUACAGUUAAGUGUUUGUCAGUUGCUGGGAAGGGUGCGUGUGCUCCGACUAGCACCACAAUGAUCACCAGAAGAAAAUCCCGCCGUAUUGAUGCCGAAGGACCGUUUCUGGAGGUUGAAGUUGUAGAUGCUGUGGAAAAUGAAGAUUUGCCAAGCCCAUCGGAGAGUUUUCCAUCUGAUGUCACUGCUGGAAUGGAGCUUGAUGACUUGUUUGGAAUUGAAGACUUAAACUGGACACUUGAAGCAGACGCGCCUUCUUCAAAUUUUGAUGUUUGUAUGGCUGAACUUGGCAUGUACAGUGCCGAGGAUCAAGAUUCCGCAAUUGAAGCGUCAGUGGUGUCGUCUCCAGAGAGAGUGUCUUCUGACGUGAAGAUGAAGAACCAACAGAACCAGUCCAUCAGCGUUAGCAACAAAAAUGCCAUUGCUGCCAGACUGAAUCGUCUCAAGAAAAAAGAGUAUGUCAACAGCCUAGAGAUGAAAGUUGGUGUUCUGUCAAUGGAAAAUGAUACACUCAAGCAGGAAAAUUCUCAGUUGCUAAAACGAGUAGAAGAACUGGAAGAUGAGACCAGGUAUCUGAGGGCUGUGCUGGCCAAUGAGAGCAUGUUAGCCCAGCUCUUAUCCAGGCUAAGUGGUGUGAAUGGGAUGAAAUUAUCUUCCUCGCUUUUCCAGGGGCCCAAAUCACAUGACCACGACUAUGCCUUACCCAGGAAACGCGUGAAAGUGGAGGAGAAAGAGACAUCUGCUGGCGUGUGUCUGCAUGUGGACAAGAACCAUGUCUCAGUGGAGUUCUGCACCAAGUGUGCGGACAGUGCAAGCGCAUCACUCAAAAUUUUCUUCUAGGUAAUGGUUGACCUACCAUGGGGGAUGAGUGGCUUUCUGAACACCUUUGUCUGCUAGACUCCAUGUGGAUUCUGCUGUUGAAGUUGAAGAGGCUGGACAAGCUGCUGCCAACGUGGCCUGGUAUUUUUUUAAAGGUAGUAUCGGUAACAAAUGGUACAUGUGAUUUAUAUUUUACCAUUAUUCCACAUCUGUAGAUUUCCACUGUAGCCCUUUCACAAUAUUUUUGGAGGCUGAAGAGAGCUGCUCCAUAACUGGGAAGCAACACAACAUGAGGCUUAAUGGUCUAUAAAACAUUUGGAAUGUAUAUACUUAAUCCAUCCAAAAUGACCUGCAAUUUGUAAUGGAAUAAAAUGCUCUGUACAUAACUGAAUGCAGAUUGUAUGAGGAACAUGUUUUGAGGACUGUGUGAUGAAUAAAUCAUAUUUUGAUUAUGAUUUCAGUUA
This is a messenger RNA of Thalassophryne amazonica, 1428 nucleotides long. It is a transcript of the gene crebzf, whose product is annotated as CREB/ATF bZIP transcription factor. The record is from RefSeq and is a predicted model, not a curated record. Lineage: Eukaryota; Metazoa; Chordata; Actinopteri; Batrachoidiformes; Batrachoididae. Bases 206 to 985 code for a protein of 259 amino acids. Gene Ontology annotation, cellular component: nucleus. The transcript has 4 exons. Gene Ontology annotation, molecular function: RNA polymerase II cis-regulatory region sequence-specific DNA binding; DNA-binding transcription factor activity, RNA polymerase II-specific. Gene Ontology annotation, biological process: regulation of transcription by RNA polymerase II; endoplasmic reticulum unfolded protein response.